Molecule: messenger RNA, 609 nt
Organism: Brettanomyces bruxellensis
Lineage: Eukaryota; Fungi; Ascomycota; Pichiomycetes; Pichiales; Pichiaceae
Exons: 1
Coding region: 1-609 (202 amino acids)
Molecular function (GO): phosphatase activity
Source: RefSeq, a predicted model, not a curated record
AUGUCAACAGAGAAGAUUCCGCCGGCUCUGGUACCCCCUAUUAAAUUUUCAAAGAUCGAACCCAGUCUUUCAAGAGGAGCGUAUCCAAGACCCAUAAACUAUCCAUAUUUGGAAACGUUACACUUGAAAACAAUGAUUGCCCUCGUACCAUAUCCAAUCACCAUGGAAACAGACUCCUCCCUUACCCAAUUCUGUAUUCAGCACAAUAUAGAUCUCGUUCAUAUCGCAACAGACAAAAAUGCAAAGGAUAAGGGUAAAAAUAGAGACGUGCCUAUAGAUCACAACCAGGUACUUCAAGUUCUCCAGAUCCUCAUCUGUGCGGAAAACAAUCCAAUCUUCAUCUUUUGCAAUAAUGGAGGACAAGUGUCUUCAUUGGUGGUGGCAUGUCUACGCAGAAUCCAGCUUUGGAGUUCCGUGUCCAUCUACAACGAGUUUGUAAACUUUAGUACAACAAUUAAUCAUAACGAUCGAGCAUUUAUAGAGAAUUUCAAGGCCGAGAUCAAGUUCCCUAAAAAGAAUGAAAGGGUCAGCUGGCUUUGGAAUGGUCUCAGCAGAAAUAUAACAGAGAAACACCCUCAUCUACGUUUUGCCACUUUCCCCGAUGAGUGA